AUGUUUAUUUCACCAGCUACUGUUAAUCCAGUCGCAACAAUUAUGCAACGUCAAUUAAUUAUUAAGGGAAGGUUUUUUCAUAUUACACCAAAGGAUAAAAAUUUUUUUUUAAUAACUUACAAAAUUAUUCAAGAAAAUUCGAAUUUUUUUAAUGAAAAUGAUCCUGAUUAUAACCUUAAUUACGAUUAUGAAUUUUUAUAUUCAUAUUAUACAACGAAUUAUUAUGUCAGGUGUAAAUUAUUACCUGAUUCAAUAAUUGAAGAUUUAUUGAAUAAUGAGAAGUUUGAUAUGAAUACGCAAAAUAACGAGAUACCAUUAUCUCCACAACAAAAAUUAUGCCUUGAAGAAAGCUUGUAUAUUAAACUUUAUUUACGUAUUUCACAAGGAACGGAUGAAAUUAUACUUAUAACUUCGUAA
Molecule: messenger RNA, 417 nt
Organism: Rhizophagus irregularis DAOM 181602=DAOM 197198
Lineage: Eukaryota; Fungi; Glomeromycota; Glomeromycetes; Glomerales; Glomeraceae
Source: RefSeq, a predicted model, not a curated record